AUUAUUUAGAAAAUAUAAAGGAAAUAAAAUGAUGGAAAUUAAGAACUAAAAAUUUACGAAAACCAAAAAAUAAAAAAACAGGAAAAGAAUAAAGAGAUAAAUAAAAAAAAAUGUCAGAAGCUCCAGGAGAGGAAAUUUCCGGAGCUGUUGCAAGAUUACAUCAUUUAAGAUUGGAAGUGGAAAAUGAAACGUCGACAGAUUCACCGCACAAUAUGCAACCGCCUGGAAAUAUUAUGAUUUCAAGAGCAAGACGUGCGCUUACAUUUUCAAUCGAUGAAGAACAAGGACCUUCAUUGGCAUCAAGACAUGGCGAGGCAUCGUCAUCAAAUGCUGAGGAACGACCGCCUCGGAACACACUGAACGCCCAAUCGGAAUCAAGAGCACAAAAUGCCGUCGUCGAGAAUGGAAUAAUAACAAUUCAACGACCGCCAGCCACGUACAAUUGGCAAGGAACAAAGGCAACGAUGCGCGAGAGAUUUGCAUUUCUCUUUAAUAACGAAAUAUUGUCGGACGUACGUUUCCUCGUUGGACGUGGUGCACAACAACAAUCGAUACCCGCACAUAAAUUGGUAUUAUCAUCGGGCAGCGCCGUAUUCGAUGCAAUGUUCAAUGGAACAUUGGCAACGGCUUCGGUGGAAAUUGAAGUGCCCGACGUUGAGCCCGCCACAUUUCUUGCCGUUCUUCUAUUCCUCUACACGGACGAAAUACAAAUUGAUCCUGAGAAUGUGAUGACAACUCUUUAUACGGCGAAAAAAUAUGCCGUCUCACCGCUCGAGAAGCAUUGCGUUGAUUUUUUACGCAAUAAUUUAACGACUGAUAAUGCAUUUUUACUGUUGGCGCAAGCGAGAUUGUUCGAUGAGCCACAAUUGGCGGCUGUUUGUUUGGAUAUUAUUGAUAAAUCGACGAACGACGCGUUAAAUGCCGAUGGAUUCACGGAUAUUGAUAUUGAGACGCUUAUUGUUGUUCUUGAGAGGGACACGUUGAGAGUUAGAGAGUCGAAGAUUUUUCAGGCGGUCGGCAGAUGGUCAGAGGCGGAAUGUGUGAGGCAACAACUUCCUGUGACUCCGGAUAAUCAACGAUCAGUAUUAGGACGAGCUCUCUCCUUGGUUAGAUUUCCUCUGAUGUCAAUGGAGGAAUUCGCCAGUGGUCCAGCUCAAUCUGGACUCUUAACUGACAAGGAGGUUGUUUCCUUAUUUUUGUACUUCAUUCUGAAUCCAAAACCACGAGUUGGAUUUGAAGCGAUGCCCCGUUGUCGAAUGAUGGGCAAGGAACAAACUGUCUGUCGUUUUCAACAAACCGAAGUUAAAUGGGGUUACAAAGGAAUAAGCGACAGAAUCAGAUUUUCGGUGGAUAGAAAAAUUUUCCUAGUCGGCUAUGGAGUCUAUGGGAGUUUCAACGAUCCAGCCGAAUACGAUGUGAUUAUUGAAUUAAUUCACACGGCUUCGGGGAAAAUUAUUGCAUCAAAUUCAACUAGUUUCAGCUGCGAUGGCUCGAAUUACACUUAUCGUCUUAUGUUCAAGGAACCAAUUGAAAUUUUGCCAAAUACAGUUUACACGGCUUCUGCCAAAUUCGACGGUCCGGAUUCGCAUUAUGGAAUAAAGGGUCUUCGGAAAGUAACCGUCGACUGUGACUCGGGACAGAAGAAAGUGAAAUUUCAAUUUAAUUUCGAGGCAUGCGGCAAUAAUGGCACAUGCGUUGAAAGUGGACAAAUUCCCGAAUUAAUAUUCUAUACAUUGUAACAAAUGGAUCUUAAAAUUAUCAUAUUCCCGAGAAUUAAUUUUUCCGAUACAUUUCUCUUUUCAAUUCUCGUGAAAUUGAUAAUUUUCGUUUUACAAAAAGAUCUCGAUUUCUCUUUAUCAUCGUCGUCAUCAUCAUUAUUAUCAUCAUCAUCAUGCAAAGAGGUAAAAAGUUUACUAAGAAAAUUACUAUUGAAUUUAUACAAUAUCUCGGAUAUUUUUUCCGAUUUUUUUAAAUGAAGAGUAUUUCUCGAUUUUUUUCUGUGAUAGAAACAAUUAUUUAUUUUUUUUUUGUUCGAAACCAGUGAUGAUAUUUAAGGUAUUUUCUUUUGGA
Messenger RNA from Leptopilina heterotoma, 2070 nucleotides. RefSeq names its product BTB/POZ domain-containing protein 1-like. Gene Ontology annotation, cellular component: cytosol; P-body. Gene Ontology annotation, biological process: neurogenesis. The transcript has 6 exons. Gene Ontology annotation, molecular function: protein binding. NCBI's taxonomy places the organism in Eukaryota, Metazoa, Arthropoda, Insecta, Hymenoptera, Figitidae. The record is from RefSeq and is a predicted model, not a curated record. Bases 111 to 1739 code for a protein of 542 amino acids.